AUGAAAGACCUUGGUGAACUCAAAUACUUUCUUGGCAUUGAGUUCUCUAGAUCUCAAGAAAGCAUAGUAAUGUAUCAAAGGAAAUAUGCUCUUGAACUUGUGUCAGAGCUUGGUCUAGCAGGAGGUAAGCCAGCAGCCACACCUCUUGAAUUCAAUCAUAAGCUCACAUCCAUUGAAUUUGACAAGGAAAUACCAUAUGCCAAUACUACAUUGGAUAAUGAACUUGAAGAAAAAGGAAGUUAUCAGAGGCUAGUUGGCAGACUGUUGUACUUGACCAUGACAAGGCCUGACAUUGCCUUUGUGGUUCAAUUACUCAACCAAUACAUACCUGCACCUAAGCUGUCUCACAUGGAAGUUGCCUUAAGAGUAGUAAGGUAUAUCAAGACUGCACCUGGCCUUGGACUGUUCAUGCCUGCUAAAGCAUGCAAGGAGUUAGUUGCAUAUUGUUACUCUGAUUUGGGUGCUUGUGUGGAGACCAGGAGGUCAGUGACUGGAUAUGCAGUAAAAUUUGGUGCAGCAUGUAUAUCUUGGAAGUCCAAAAAACAAGGAACUGAAUCUAAAAGCUCUGUUGAAGCUGAAUUUCGAAGUAUGGCUUCUACUGUAGCAAAGGUGGUGUGGGUAACAUGA
Messenger RNA from Nicotiana tabacum (common tobacco), 627 nucleotides. The record is from RefSeq and is a predicted model, not a curated record. Lineage: Eukaryota; Viridiplantae; Streptophyta; Magnoliopsida; Solanales; Solanaceae.